UUUCUCUCCGUGGUUAAAUAGCAAAGCGCACUGCUUCUCGUGGUAGACAGCCCACUUUACAUAGCGGAGGUUAUUAAGAUAAUCCACCUGUAAGAACUACAUAAAGAGGUAGAUAACCCAGCAGCACUUUAAUAUGUACUCAAACAAAAACGAAGGACCGCGUAGAGGAAGAUCUUUUGACUCCAUGAACAUCGGCUUGGAAGAAAAACUUCUGAACAAUGAGAUAAACAAAUCAACCUUCACAAAAAUUGAGGAAAACACUGAAAAAAACAAUACAUCAGAGAAAGGGAGAGCAACAAUAAUAUUUUCCCUCAAGAAUGAAGUAGGAGGACUAGUAAAGGCGCUCAAACUCUUCCAGGAAAACCAUGUCAACCUUGUACACAUAGAGUCCAGAAAAUCCAAAAGACGCAACUCUGAGUUUGAAAUUUUUGUGGACUGCGACAGCAACCACGAACAACUGAAUGAAAUAAUCCAGCUGCUUAGAAAGCAUGUGAGCGUGGUAGAUAUGGAUCCUCCAGAUAACUCCUGUCUCAAUGAGGAAGAUAUGUCUAAUGUACCUUGGUUCCCAAAGAAGAUUUCAGACUUGGACAAGUGUGCUAACCGUGUCCUGAUGUAUGGCUCUGAGUUGGAUGCGGAUCAUCCGGGUUUCAAGGACAAUGUCUACAGGAAAAGGCGAAAGUACUUUGCUGAUCUCGCCAUGGCAUACAGACACAGUGGGGAUCCCAUUCCUCGUGUUGAGUUCACAGAGGAGGAAGUGAAGACUUGGGGAGUUGUGUACAGGGAGCUCAACAAGUUGUACCCCACCCAUGCCUGCCGGGAAUACUUGAAGAACCUGCCACUGCUGUCAAAAUACUGUGAAUUUCGGGAGGACAACAUCCCUCAGCUGGAAGAUGUGUCACGUUUCCUCAGGGAACGCAGUGGAUUCACCAUCAGGCCUGUGGCUGGUUAUCUGUCCCCACGUGACUUCCUCGCUGGUUUGGCCUUCCGGGUUUUCCACUGUACCCAGUAUGUGCGACACAGCUCCGACCCUUUAUACACCCCAGAGCCGGACACAUGCCAUGAGCUGCUAGGUCACGUCCCGCUGCUAGCAGAGCCAAGCUUUGCCCAGUUCUCUCAGGAGAUUGGUCUUGCUUCACUCGGGGCCUCAGAUGACUCAGUUCAGAAACUGGCCACAUGCUAUUUCUUUACGGUGGAGUUUGGCCUAUGCAAACAAGAAGGACAGCUGCGAGCAUAUGGAGCAGGACUGCUGUCAUCUAUCAGUGAGCUUAAGCACGCACUCUCUGGCAAUGCAAGGAUAAUGCCUUUUGACCCCAAAGUUACAUCCAAACAAGAAUGCAUCAUCACAACAUUUCAGGAUGUCUACUUUGUGUCAGACAGCUUUGAGGAGGCCAAAGUUAAGAUGAGGGAGUUUGCCAAGACCAUCAAGCGUCCCUUCACAGUCCGAUACAACCCUUACACCCAGAGUGUGGAUGUGCUAAAAGACACUCCCAGCAUCAACAGCGUGGUGGAGGAACUUCGACACGAGCUUGACAUCGUCGGUGAUGCCCUCAGCCGGCUGAACAAGCAGCUGGGUGUCUGACUGCCCACAUUCCAGUUGGAGUUAUCCACAUACAGUCCAUCAACGCUUGCCGUGUCACCCCCAAGCACCGUUGUAGAGAUACUGCUUGUGUAUCGCCCUUCGUCAGUACAAUGAAUGUGCACUGCUUUUGGCAAAACGCUCUGUUGUCCCCACUGCAUGGUAUACGGCUUAUACAAUUCACAGAGGUGCAUAAGGUAUGUUUAGCCACUUAUAUCAGUAAAAUGCACAAACCCAAAGAGCUGCUUAACCAGAGACACUGUUUUGCUUCAGUUGUACUUGGCUCAAUCGGCUUCUGUAUUCCAAA
This is a messenger RNA of Sander lucioperca (pikeperch), 1883 nucleotides long. It is a transcript of the gene tph1a, whose product is annotated as tryptophan hydroxylase 1 (tryptophan 5-monooxygenase) a. Bases 134 to 1579 code for a protein of 481 amino acids. Gene Ontology annotation, biological process: aromatic amino acid metabolic process; serotonin biosynthetic process. Gene Ontology annotation, molecular function: tryptophan 5-monooxygenase activity; iron ion binding. The transcript is spliced from 11 exons. Lineage: Eukaryota; Metazoa; Chordata; Actinopteri; Perciformes; Percidae. The record is from RefSeq and is a predicted model, not a curated record. Gene Ontology annotation, cellular component: neuron projection.